AUGAAUCGGAUAGCGCGUCAUUUGAGAAAUGUUGCACGCCGAAAAGGCUCGCUUCUUCUCGUUCUCCUCAUGAUAAAUACAGUUCUGAUAACAGGAACCACAGCAAAAGAAGACGGUAAGUUAGGGGAAGAGGAUGAGGAUUUCGGGUGGAAUGAUGAAGAACCACCGGAUGGUCAGAGUAUACAAGAUGGUGGUAUUCCACUUGUUAGAAAAGAGGAAUUCACUAAUAAUCAGUUGUAUGCGGAAGCAUAUCAAAGUUAUAUUCAGGCAUUGGCAUAUCCGGCCAGACUAGUAGUCCGUCCAGAUUCAUCCACGGUAGUAGAUGAAUCCAAAAUUUCAUUUUUCUGCCGAGCGGAUGGAAACCCGUUGCCUAGUGUCAUCUGGAGGGUCAAUGGGAAAUCUAUAUCGGAUCAUAACAGAAUAUCUAUAAAAUCAUUAUCAACUGGACUAUCAACUCUCCGAUUCGAACGAGUUUCUGUUGAUGACAAUGCUACAGUAGUCUCGUGUUCAGCAGAUAAUGGAGUUGCCAAUCCAGUAGUCGCUGAGGCUUCUCUAACAGUUGUUCCAAGAGAUAAACUUCCAUCUGGAUUCCCCCAAAUCGAACUUCAUCCAUCAUUGAAAUCAGUGGAACAGGGAAAAACUGCAUACGUCUCUUGUCGAGUUCGUGGAGAUCCUCGAGCGAAAGUUCUUUGGCUUCGAGAUUUGAUUCCAUUAGAUAUUCGAGCAGAUGGUAGAUAUUCAGUCAGUACAAUCGGGAAUCCAGGAGCUCUGAUGAUUCAACAUGCAAGAGAAGAAGAUCAGGGAAAAUAUGAAUGCAUCGCGAGGAAUUCUCUGGGUGUUGCUCAUUCGAAAGCAGCCAAUCUCUAUGUCAAAGUUCGACGUGUACCCCCCUAUUUCUCCUAUAAAUUAGAACGACAGUAUGUAGUCGGAGUCGGUGGAAACAUCAAUUUGACAUGUGUUGCUGUGGGUUACCCGAUGCCACGUGUCUUUUGGAAGAAGACUGAUCUAAUGGUCCUUGACGAUCCAUCGACAGCACCAAUCGGAAAGAAUGUACUCACGCUGACUCACGUGGAAUCCACUGAAAAUUUCACAUGCGUCGCUGUGAGUGCACUAGGAAAUAUUGAAGCAACAACUACUGUUAUAGCAAAAGAACUCCCACCAAGUCCACUGAAUAUCGUCGUCUCUUCCGUGACUUCUGAAUCUGUUGUCAUCUCGUGGAAACCUCCAAAAUACAAUGAAGCUAUCAACAAGUUUAUAGUAAACUACAGACUCAAAUCCGACAAAGAAGAUGCUGCAUUGUUUACAAAAGGAGGAGCCGAAGAAGACGAUAGUGAAAGGUACUCUGAGAGUCGAUCAUCUCGUGGAAAAACUGUCGAAACCCUUGAAAACAGUUUGGUUAUCGAUGGCCUCGUUCCAUUCCAGACAUACGAGUUCACAGUACGAAGUGCUGGUCCAGUAGGUGUGGGAUUAGAAAGUCUUCCAGUAGAGGCACAGACGAUGGCAAGUAAGCCAGCAUCUGCUCCAGUCAGUCCACAAGCAAGAAGUUUGAAUCGAGACUCAAUUCUUGUGAAAUGGGGUCCAUGUGAACAACCGAAUGGAUUGAUUACUGGAUACAAAGUGUAUUAUACGAACGAUGUGGCAACGACUCCGCUUCGACAGUGGAAACAGCAUGAUGCAAAAUCAGAUGAAUUUAUGACAACAAUAAAUGGAUUGGAACCAGAUUCAAGAUAUUUCGUGAAGGUUGUUGCUCACAACUCAGAAGGAGAUUCACCUCUUUCUGAAUUGGUUACAGUUUCCACGAGGCAAGGAAUCCCUGGUCAACCUCCGAUGUUGAAAAUAAAAGCAUUGGAUUCUCGUCGAAUGCAAUUGACAUGGGACACUCCACUUCAUUCGUCUCCCGUCGUUGGAUACACUGUUCGAUACAACACUUCGGAUGGAGAAAAGGAGCUGACAUUGACGUCUCCGCACGAGAAACAUGUGGUCACUGGAUUGCAUCCCGACAAGUAUUAUUACUUUAGAGUUGCUGCAUAUUCGGAUAGAGGUCAAGGAGAGUUCACGGAACCAAUGAUCUCAAAAACUAUCGCUUCUAUUCCUCUAUCGUCUCCAACUAUUCUCUCGGGUGCGGCGACGUCCUCGAGAAGUGUCGAAAUCCGUUGGAAGGCUCCCGAACAGAAGAAAUUGAACGGCGUCUUGACAGCUUAUCGGAUUAGUUUCUUUCGUCUCGAAGACUCGACGAAACCUCUCGAUGAUUUCGAAGAAUCCGAUGAAUACGAUGAAGAAAUGAAAGAUUCAAUUGAGAAGAUUUCUGUUGUGGUACCCAGUGAUGUGACCUCAUAUGUUCUAUCCGACCUUCUACCGUAUUCCACUUAUGAGAUUACGGUAGCAGCGUCGACGAUGGAUGGAUAUGGACCAGAAAGUGCAAUUCGUGUUGUGAAAACUCUUGAAGACGGUUAG
Messenger RNA from Caenorhabditis remanei, 2454 nucleotides. RefSeq lists its product as uncharacterized. The coding region runs from base 1 to 2454 and encodes 817 amino acids. The transcript is spliced from 13 exons. Gene Ontology annotation, molecular function: protein binding. Gene Ontology annotation, biological process: cell-cell adhesion. The record is from RefSeq and is a predicted model, not a curated record. Lineage: Eukaryota; Metazoa; Nematoda; Chromadorea; Rhabditida; Rhabditidae.